This is a messenger RNA of Colletotrichum higginsianum IMI 349063, 2328 nucleotides long. Its product is annotated as F-box domain-containing protein. The record is from RefSeq and is a predicted model, not a curated record. Bases 1 to 2328 code for a protein of 775 amino acids. NCBI's taxonomy places the organism in Eukaryota, Fungi, Ascomycota, Sordariomycetes, Glomerellales, Glomerellaceae. The transcript has 4 exons. Gene Ontology annotation, molecular function: protein binding.
AUGAGGCCUGCCGCCCCCUCGAUAGAGAUCAUGGCUGCCCAGUCAGUCACCCCCGACUCCCGCUCGUCGUCGUCGACAAACUCGCCUCUCCCAGCCGACAACGAGGAGUCGGACUUUUUUAUCGCCGGCAACGACUCGCAGUCAUCGCUCGGCGUCCCUAACAUCGAGGACAUGCAGGUUAACGACGACCCGUGUCAGCCCGCCGUCAACCGCCUACCCAGCGAGAUCCUCAUCUCCAUCUUCGCCAAGCUCAACAGCACCUCCGACCUCUUCCACUGCAUGCUGACCUGCAAGCGCUGGGCAAAGAACUCGGUCGAUCUUCUAUGGCAUCGUCCCGCGUGCACAAACUGGAGGAACCACUCGUCCAUCUGCCAGACGUUGCAGCUUCCCACCCCCUUCUUCGCCUACCGCGACUUCAUCAAGCGCCUCAACUUGGCCGCCACCCCUCUCGCCGAUAAGAUCAGCGACGGCAGUGUCAUGCCCCUCGCCGUCUGCACUCGCGUCGAACGACUCACCCUGACGCACUGCCGGAACCUCACCGACCAGGGCUUGACCAAGCUAGUGGAAAACAGCUCGUCCCUUCUCGCCCUCGACAUCUCGGGCGACGAGAACAUCACUGACGUGUCCAUCAUGACCAUCGCCGAACACUGCAAGAGACUGCAGGGCCUGAACAUCUCCGGUUGCCGCCUCAUUACCAACGACAGUAUGAUCAAGCUGGCCGAGAACUGCCGCUACAUCAAGAGGCUCAAACUCAACGACUGCCACCAACUGCGAGACAAUGCAAUCCUGGCCUUUGCCGACAAUUGCCCGAACAUCCUCGAAAUCGACCUGCACCAGUGCGCACAGAUCGGAAACGAGCCCAUUACAGCCCUCGUUGCCAAGGGCCAGUCCCUCCGGGAACUCCGGCUGGCUGGCUGCGAACUCAUCGACGACCUGGCCUUCCUGAACCUGCCUUUGGGGAAGACCUACGACCAUCUCCGCAUCCUUGACUUGACCUCGUGCGCCAGACUGACCGACCAGGCCGUGCAAAAAAUAAUCGACGCCGCCCCGCGUCUCCGGAACCUAGUCCUGGCCAAGUGUCGCAACAUCACCGACGUCGCCGUCAACGCCAUUGCGAAGCUCGGUAAGAACCUGCACUAUCUGCACCUGGGUCAUUGCGGCCACAUCACAGACGAGGCCGUCAAGCGGCUCGUCCAGGCCUGCAAUCGUAUAAGGUACAUUGAUCUUGGAUGCUGCACGAACCUCACCGACGACUCGGUCACGAAGCUGGCACACCUUCCCAAGCUCAAGAGAAUCGGCCUCGUCAAGUGCAGCAACAUCACCGACGAGUCUGUGUUCGCCCUUGCCCAUGCCAACCGCCGGCCUCGCGCACGCCGGGAUGCGAAUGGCAACAUUGACGAGUACUACUCUUCCAGCCUCGAGAGGAGCCGCCAACAGAGCAUCAUCAAGUUGUUAAAUUGCUGCCCGCGUCUCACCCACCUCAGCCUGACGGGAGUUACCGCCUUCCUCAGAGAAGAGUUUAAUGAGUUUUGUCGACCACCCCCACCUGAAUUCACGGAUCACCAGCGCGGCGUGUUUUGCGUCUUCUCCGGAGCCGGCGUUUCGAGACUCCGCGAAUACCUCAACUCAUCCGCCGAAUAUGAGGGCUUGCGCGACUCUCCCUCGCGGUUCCCCGGCCUGCCGGCAUUUGGCGCUCGGCGUCCGGCGGACCCUCGUAAUGCCGUCGCUGGAAGUGCCGAACAAGCCAAUGGAGAUGCCGAAGUUGACGACGCCGAGGCGCUGGAGGAUGACGAGUUCGAGGGUCUGGACGGCAGCGAGAUGGCAGUAGACGGCCAGCCUCUCUUGGCUCAGAACCUGGUCAAUGGCAACGCCCAAAACGGCGUCCCCCCGCCUCCGCCGAACCACGUGCCUCCGGCCGGCGCCGUGCCCAUGUUCGCGCAACCUCUGGGACAGGCCCCGUUAUUGUUCAGCCCCAUCAGUCCGGCCUUCCCUCAGUCGGCUCACUCCCCCACCACGGGUGGCCCGUCCGGCCAUGCGCCACCUCUGGUUGUGUCUAGCCACUACUCCCCGACGAGUCCAGGGCCGAGUACAUCGACAGCGAACGCUCUCUCGCCUCAAGGAACGAAUCUUGGCUUCCCGGCAUACACAAGCAGAAGGCCUGCAUCCCUAGGUGCCAGCACUGCGUCGAUGGAGGCUUCAAUGCUUAGUCCGGCUACCCAUCGCAGUCGCCGAGCAAGCGUCAUCUCGAUGGAGGCGUCGAUGCUGGGGCCCGCUGAUCCGGAGAUGAAUGAGCAGUCGACGCCGAAUGGACAGCAACAGCACUCGUAA